CUGGAACUUCAUUUUUUAAAAAUUGACUCAGACGAGAAUGUCCAGCAUGCAAUUUCUGCUCCAACAGAGCCCAACAGCUCAGUGGAGCACUCACUGCUACCUGGCAUGCUUCUUCAUCAUGAUCGCCUGCUCAAGACCAGUUUCACCCCUUUAUUCCCCUCCAGUGACAACAGGGAUUCGCUCUGCUUUCUCCGCCACACAAACAAACAGUGUGGUAGGAGGCAAGCAGAAGUCAGUGACCUUCAACAGGCUUACAGUCAACAUUGGAGGGGAUUUCAAUCCGGACACCGGUCAUUUCCGCUGUCGCAUCCCCGGAGCUUACUAUUUCUCCUUUUCUGUGGGGAAAUUUCCAAAGAAAAUGCUUUCUGUCAUACUGGUGAAGAAUGAGGAGGAGGUGCAGGCUAUAGCGUAUGAUGACUACCGCAAGAAAGGAAGGAAAGUUCAAAGCCAAAGCAUAAUGAUCACCUUGAAGGAAAUGGACACAGUGUGGUUACUGUUACAGCAGAGUCCCCAGUACGCUUUAUACAGCAAUGCCGGCCCUUACAUCACCUUCUCUGGUUACCUCGUCUAUCCCGACACCUCCACUAGCAGUUACAUCAGCAACCACCUGUCCCAACCAGGGAUGUACCACCCAAACUGUCCCCCCCAGGCUGAUUCAUGGGGUAGUCAGAUGUCAGAGCAGCCACGGUCUGCCUUCUCAGUGGCACGGACAUCCACAUUCAUGGGUCAGAGUGGUAGGCAGCAGGACAAACCACCUCUGACCUUUGAUGUGGAAUAUGUCAACAUUGGGGGCAGUUUCAACAAAACCUCAGGCCUGUUCACCUGCUACUUCCCGGGGGCCUACUACUUUGCUUUCACUGUGGGGAAACACCCCCGCAAGGCUGUUUCUGUAAAGCUGAUGACAGGGAAGGGUGAGGUGCAGGCCAUGGUGUUUGAUGAGGACACAUCGAAGAGGCGAGAGAUGCAGAGUCAGAGUUUGCUGCUGUCUCUCCGUCAAGGCGACAGAGUGUGGCUGUACAGUCAGCAGGAUGAGCGCUAUGCCGUGUACAGCAACCAGGGAAGGUACACCACCUUCUCUGGCUUUCUGGUGUAUCCCGAAGCAGAACCAGUCCCCUCUCCCACAAACCAGGACAGAACUCAUCUCUAA
This is a messenger RNA of Scomber japonicus (chub mackerel), 1147 nucleotides long. RefSeq names its product C1q and TNF related 13 (gene c1qtnf13). The transcript has 2 exons. The record is from RefSeq and is a predicted model, not a curated record. Gene Ontology annotation, molecular function: protein binding. NCBI's taxonomy places the organism in Eukaryota, Metazoa, Chordata, Actinopteri, Scombriformes, Scombridae. Bases 38 to 1147 code for a protein of 369 amino acids.